Messenger RNA from Lycium barbarum (goji berry), 1906 nucleotides. RefSeq lists its product as uncharacterized. Bases 809 to 1705 code for a protein of 298 amino acids. The transcript has 2 exons. NCBI's taxonomy places the organism in Eukaryota, Viridiplantae, Streptophyta, Magnoliopsida, Solanales, Solanaceae. The record is from RefSeq and is a predicted model, not a curated record.
UAGCAUAUGGGGACCAUUUCCUUUUCUUUGGGAACAAGAAAUACACAUAUACGAAUACGGAUCCAAGGUCAUCUUCUAAGGGGAUGGAGGCAUAACAAAAAGGGGGGAUUUUCCAAAGAUAGCAACACACACAGAGAUGUAAAAAACAUAUAGAGAAAACGGGGACAGACCCCAAAAACAAAAAAAAAUAUCAUCAUCAUCAUCCUUCAUUUUUUAUCACCAACCCCACCUUAUUCCACCCACCUGACCACCAUCGAAACCACCCCUGUUCCCGACGACCAAAACCCGUAACCAAACCACCGGAAAACACCAAUUUCUUCACCAACAACACCCAUCGCAGCUUCAUUUAUCCACCUGGACAGCACCUCUAAACACCACCCAAAGCUUCAUCUUCUUCACUUUAAAUUAUACUCCAAAUGCAACCAUGGAAACAACAUAGUCAAACCACCCAAAAACCCGCUGUUAACCAACCCAUCUGCACAACCCAGCAGAAACAGAUAUGUGAAAAUCUAAAAGAAAGGAGCUGGUCGUGGCUUCAUUUCUUGGUUUAAUUGUAAGUUUUCCGAUGAGGUCUGAUUUAUUCGAAUUCAAGUAGGUUGAGUUUUCCUUUUGGGCUUGUCGAGGUCCAUGUCGAGGGUCUGCAAAGCUCCGGCAUAUGAUGAAAUCAACUCUCAUUUGAUUGGAAUAAAAGCAUCAAUUGAGGUUGACUUCUGACAAGUUUGGAGUUGAGCCACUACCCAUCUUCCUCCAACCAAAAACUAUUAUGCAUCCAACCAUUAUAAAACAAAAUUGAAACGGAAAAGGAGUCAUGACCGGCAAUGAAGCAAACCCGCCCAUUACAGAUACUUCAAUGGAAAUCGUAUAUCAAGAAUCUUGUUUAAGAGACGAGGUCCGAAAUUUGAAGCAACAAAUGAUAGACAUGUAUCGAGCUUGGAUCAGUGGGCAACCUCCUCCAUCACUCCCUUUAAGUUACUUUGAAAAUCCCUCCACUACCUCUGUAUUGGCACAAACUCAACAGAUUCCUCCAUCAUAUCCGCUAGCGGAACAAGAAGAAAUGUCUAGGAAGCUAAAAAGCAUGGAACAAUCUCUAAGAAAUUUGCAAGGUCUAAGAGGUCUUAAGAGUGUGUCAUAUAAGGAUUUGUGUAUGUUUCCUGAUGUCCAAUUACCUCCGGGCUUUAAAAUUCCAAAGUUCGAUAUGUAUGAUGGGCGUGGUGAUCCCAUGGCCCACUUAAAAAGGUACUGCAAUCAGUUGAGAGGAGUCGGAGGCAAAAAUGAGUUACUUAUGUCUUACUUUAGUCAAAAUUUGACCGGAAUAGCUGCAGAAUGGUAUGCAAAUCAGGACAUUUCUCAGUGGCAUAUUUGGGAAGACAUGGCUCGGAAUUUUGUUCAACAGUUUCAAUAUAACAUAGAUAUGAUCCCUGACAAAAAAUCCUUGAUGAAUUUGAAGAAUAAGCCUACAAAGAGUUUUAGGGAAUUUUUCAUUAGGUGGCGAGAGCAGGCUGCUAGGGUAAGACCUACAAUGAAAGAAUGUGAGAUGCUGGAGACUUUUCUCCAAGCUCAAGAAGAAGCAUAUUAUCAGUUCUUGCUCCCUGCAUUAGGCAAACCGUUCAGUGAAUCAAUCAAGUGUGCAGCUAAUAUUUCUAUGAAUAAACCAUUCACACACAUUAAACAAAUAAAUUCUAAAAUUUACCUGUCAAUUAUAUAACCGUAUCACCUAUCCCCGCAGGUGAAGAAUAUCAUUUUCAAGCUACAGAAAGGGUCAUUUGGGGAAAAGACUCGAAAACGCCAAAACAACCAAACGUGUCGUUACAUCAGAUACCAAUUAAACAAUCGUUCGUCCUCGAACGAUGCAAGAGAGUACGAAAGAUGACGACAACUAAGGAAUUUUCAUUAUAACCACAAGGAA